AUGGCAGCUCACCUGAGAAAGACGCCGGAGUUCUCCCUCGCCAGCCUGCCAGCCUGGUUGGUGGGCAGCCCGGACUUCACUUUGGGCCAGCUCUACCUGUUGGUCACUCUCUUCCUGGCGGAGAUGGUGGCCAGCCGCGUGACGGCCUCGCUGCUUUUGCAGGCUUGCGCCUUCCACACCUUGGAAGGCACGCUGGCCCUGGCGGUCCGCUUGAUGGACGCCCGGCUGGGCACGGCCGCCAGCGCUUAUGCCAGCUGGAAGAACACAUUUGGGUGGUCGCGAGCCCCCGUCGCCGGCACCCUGGUCAACGCCGUGUUGCUGAGCGCGUUGUGCCUGGCUCUGCUGGCCGAGGCCCUUCGGAGAAUGGCGGAGCCCCGGCUGACCCAACACCCGCUGGCACUGAUGGGCAUCGGGGCCCUGGCCAUCCCCAUCCAUCUGGCCAGGGAGGUUUUGCCCUGGAAAGUGCCCACUAAGCUGGACGUCGGAGCCUGCUGUAGCAAACAAAGGUUUGGGCCAAUGGGGAAGCAGGAAAUGGAAGCCCUGUCAAUGGAUUGUUGGCUGCUGUACGUGGAUCCCGGGCUGGCGAUGGUGGUUGCCAUGGCCUUCCUGUGGCUGAUCUGGCCCGCCUUGCGGGCCUCGGCCAUGGUCCUCCUCCAAGCCACGCCAGAAGGCCUGGAUCUGUGGCUCCUGGAGAGACGCCUCCAGGCCACGGAGGGCGUGGUGGCCGUGCGGCAGCUGCGCGUCUGGCAGCUGGACGGCUGCGGCCGUUUGGUGGCCACGGCCCACGUGGUGUGUCUCGACGUGGCCGCUUUCGGGCCGGUGAUUCAGAGGGUCAAGGGUGUGUUCUGCGAACACGGCAUCCACGCCGUCACGGUGGAGCCAAACGUGGGGAUGUGCCCGAAUAAGGAAUGUCGGGAAGGGUCCGGACGGGGACCGGCUAAGAGGCAGCUGCGUGCAGAUGCUGCAGAGAUGCUGGAGUUUGAGACCUGUGUAUGA
Protobothrops mucrosquamatus (brown spotted pit viper) is the source of this 996-nucleotide messenger RNA. Its product is annotated as zinc transporter 1-like. The record is from RefSeq and is a predicted model, not a curated record. Gene Ontology annotation, cellular component: Golgi apparatus; membrane; endoplasmic reticulum. Bases 1 to 996 code for a protein of 331 amino acids. Gene Ontology annotation, biological process: zinc ion transmembrane transport; detoxification of zinc ion; intracellular zinc ion homeostasis. Lineage: Eukaryota; Metazoa; Chordata; Lepidosauria; Squamata; Viperidae. Gene Ontology annotation, molecular function: zinc ion transmembrane transporter activity; calcium channel inhibitor activity. The transcript is spliced from 2 exons.